ACCCAUCCGGUUGGCGCCGGAAGUGAUCGCUGCGAGGGAGAUGGCGGCUCUGGUGAAGGCGAAGAAGAAAGUUGUCAACCAGCAGGAGCUGCGGCGGCUGAUGAGGGAGAAGCAGCGGGCGGGCGCGAGCAGCAGAAGGAUCGAGUCUCCGCUCGCUAAAUAUAACAGUUUAGGUCAUCUUAGCUGUGUGAUUUGCAGCACUCCAGUAAAAAAUGAACUACUGUGGCAGACACACAUUCUGGGGAAGCAACAUAAAGAGAACCUGGAGAAACUAAGGAAGACGGACCAAACAACUGGACCAUCAAGAGUUAACGCAUCAACAGUUUCUGUGGUAAAGAGAAAAGGUACAGAUACAGAAACACAACCAACAAAGAAGGUCAAAGCCUACUGUGAAUCUAAAGCAGCUACAAGUACAGAGUUACCCGCUGACUUUAUCGAUCCAGUGAAUGAACUGUCUCAACAGUGUAUGCAGCAUGCUAGUCAAAAUUCAGAAGUUGUCAGUAAUGACGACGUGGAGAAAGUAGCCGAGGAAAGCGGUCGCCCUUGUCGCCCUGUGUCUCCCUUGGGAGUGGAAGUUUUACAGAAAAGCGCUACUCUUCCAGCACCUGUGCAGAACAAGAACGAAGACAUCCUUCCUGCAGACUUCUUUGAUAGCGGUCUAACACCUACUGCUGUUUCUCAUUCUGGAUCUAUCCAAAAACCAGAACAAGCAGAGAAGACUGUGGAAAGGAAAGAGAAUACUGCUGAAUCUUUGCCAGAAGGAUUCUUUGAUGAUCCAGUAAAGGAUGCAAUGGUGCGGAAGGUAGACCUACCGAAAGAUCAGAUGGAUAAAGAAUGGGAAGAAUUUCAAAAAGAAAUCAGACAGGUUAAUACGGUUUCAGAAGCAAUUGUAGCAGAAGAUGACGAAGAAGUUCGUUUAGAUAGACAAAUAGAAGAAAUUGAUGAACAAAUCAUGUGCUACAAACGUGUAGAGUAUUUAAGAGAUCGACAAGAGACUGUAAAACAACAAUUGAUGACAACUUUGAAAGACACACCAUCACAAGGUGAUGAGAAAGUUGAUACCUAUGAGGAAGAGGAACUUCAAGAGUUCCUUUCAGGUGAUUGGCGAGCAAAAGGAGCUUUGCUUUAGUACUCUUUUGCAAAAAUUACUCUAAGUAAGCAUACAACAAACCAUGAUGUAUUGCUAAGCAAGACUGACUUCUUAUGGCGCUUUCGCAUGAACUGAUAAAUAUUCAAGAACUUCAGUCAUAACCAUGGGAAUACUUUGAAAUAUUAUUUCUUUUUUAAAUUGGUAAAACUUCAGAUGUACAGUGGUUAUUACAUUAAAAUAAAUGUUUAUUUGUGUCCAGA
This is a messenger RNA of Hypanus sabinus (Atlantic stingray), 1350 nucleotides long. It is a transcript of the gene znf830, whose product is annotated as zinc finger protein 830. Gene Ontology annotation, cellular component: nucleus; spliceosomal complex. The record is from RefSeq and is a predicted model, not a curated record. Gene Ontology annotation, molecular function: nucleic acid binding; zinc ion binding. Gene Ontology annotation, biological process: mitotic DNA replication checkpoint signaling; mitotic DNA damage checkpoint signaling; nuclear DNA replication. Lineage: Eukaryota; Metazoa; Chordata; Chondrichthyes; Myliobatiformes; Dasyatidae. The transcript has 10 exons. The coding region runs from base 41 to 1129 and encodes 362 amino acids.